Molecule: messenger RNA, 3684 nt
Organism: Adineta ricciae
Lineage: Eukaryota; Metazoa; Rotifera; Eurotatoria; Adinetida; Adinetidae
Source: the annotation of a GenBank genome assembly
AUGAAACGUCUUAUAGCUCUAUUGGAAGUAUAUGCAAUUCUGUUGAAUUUCUGUGUGAAUUGUGAGAUCACAGUCAUUGAAGUAAAAUAUCCAUUAGAGGGUCAACGAUCACCACCAAAUGCAGUAUGGCCACAUCCACAACAAAUCAAUGCUUCUCUAGACCUACUCUAUAUUCGUCCACAUGACAUAACGAUUUUUUCCAACAUAGAAACUUGUGAUAUCAUCGCGAAAGCGAUAGAACGUUACGAUCCGCUGCUCUUUCCGCCUAAACUGACGAUGCAUGAGCCACCAUCAAGCGCUGACAAUAUUCUACAGAGUGUGUCAUUGAAUAUUCGCGACGGUGGACAAUGUGAACAAUAUAUUCAACCAACAUCCAACGAAACAUAUACUCUCACCAUCUCACAACAGAUCGCCAUCGUCGAAUCCACCACUAUCUGGGGCCUUCUGCGAGGUCUCGAAACCUUCUCACAGCUCGUCUACAUCAAUAAAGACAACUAUGUGGUGAUCAACAGUACAGUGAACAUUGUUGACAGUCCACGAUUUCAUCAUCGUGGUAUCAUGCUGGAUUCAUCACGACACUUUCUACCAGUUCCAAUCAUCAAGAAGAAUCUGGAUGUGAUGUCAUAUAACAAGCUAAAUGUGUUUCACUGGCAUCUGGUUGAUGAUCAAUCGUUUCCAUUCGAAAGUGAAGCAUUUCCAGAGUUGUCUGCAAAGGGAGCAUUUUCAGCAGAUCAUGUAUACACACCAUCGGAUGUUGCUGAUGUGAUCGAACACGCUCGACUACGAGGAAUUCGUGUUAUACCCGAAAUUGACACACCCGGCCAUACGUUUUCUUGGAGUAAAUCAAUGCACGAGUUGAUCACUGUGUGCUGGGCAAACGGAAAACCCUAUCAGGCUAUAUAUGGAGUACAAGGCGAAAUGGAAAUCUUCAAUCCGAGUGUACCGCGUGUCUAUACAGUGAUGGAUACUCUAUUGCGAGAAGUAAAGCGGAGAUUUCCAUCAAAUUAUAUUCAUCUAGGUAUGGACGAAGUUUACGAUAAAUGCUGGCUUUCAAAUCCUAAUAUCAGUCAAUGGAUGCAAGCUGUGAACAUCACAAACGCCAAAGGACUUCACACGUAUUAUGCUGAACGUAUUUUAAAUAUCAUGCGAAACAUCAGUGCUGCGCCAAUCGUUUGGCAAGAUGUUUGGGACGAAAAAGUCGAGUUACCACAAAAUACAAUAGUACAAGUGUGGAAAGAUACCAGUGAUAACAGCGAAUUUGAUACGUGGGCAUCUUACUUGAAUCAAGUGGCAGGUCAAGGGUACAAUGUAAUUCUGUCAAGUCCAUGGUAUCUCAAUUACAUCAGCUAUGGCAAAUAUGAUACAAAUACAUCUGUGAUGAACUUAGAGUUCUUCAAAUAUUAUGAAGUUGAACCAUUGCGUGAAUUUAACGGAUCGGACGAAGCAAAAAAACGCAUUCUUGGUGGCGAAGCGUGCAUGUGGGGUGAAUUUGUUGAUGGCACGAAUUUACUUUCCCGAUUAUGGCCGAAAGCCUCAGCUGUUGCUGAACGCCUAUGGAGUGCUGCGAGUGUGAACAAAUCCGAAGAUGCACAAUUUCGAUUGGAUGUGCAUCGAUGUCGUCUCUUACGACGUGGCAUACCUGCUCAGCCGCUUCUUAAUGGCUACUGUGGAAACUAUGAAUUAGGUAUGGGAAGAUCGAUGAUCAACUAUCCUGCAUUCAACUAUGAAAACUCUAAUUCAAAUGACUCUACAACAACAGCCACAACAGCAACGCUGCCACAGAGUUCGACCGAUAGACCAUCAUCUGCAUCUGGAAUGUUGAGACUUGCCUUUUUCUCGAGCUCUCUCCUGUUCUACUUUGUCACCUACAUCUCAAGUGAAAUCGAAUUUAUUGCUGUACGAUAUCCAUUGCAGGGACAACGAUCACCACCAAAUGCAGUAUGGCCACAUCCACAACAAAUCAAUGCUUCUCUGGAUCUACUCUAUAUUCGUCCAAAUAAACUGACAGUCAAUUCCAAUAUUCGAAAUUGUGACAUAAUUUCAAAUGCAACUCAGCGCUACAACAAACUUUUCUUUCCACCUAAACUGACGAUGCAUGAGCCACCAUCAAGCGCUGACAAUAUUCUACAGAGUGUGUCAUUGAAUAUUCGCGACGGUGGACAAUGUGAACAAUAUAUUCAACAAACAUCCAACGAAACAUAUACUCUCACCAUCUCACAACAGAUCGCCAUCGUCGAAUCCACCACUAUCUGGGGCCUUCUGCGAGGUCUCGAAACCUUCUCACAGCUCGUCUACAUCAAUAAAGACAACUAUGUGGUGAUCAACAGUACAGUGAACAUUGUUGACAGUCCACGAUUUCAUCAUCGUGGUAUCAUGCUGGAUUCAUCACGACACUUUCUACCAGUUCCAAUCAUCAAGAAGAAUCUGGAUGUGAUGUCAUAUAACAAGCUAAAUGUGUUUCACUGGCAUCUGGUUGAUGAUCAAUCGUUUCCAUUCGAAAGUGAAGCAUUUCCAGAGUUGUCUGCAAAGGGAGCAUUUUCAGCAGAUCAUGUAUACACACCAUCGGAUGUUGCUGAUGUGAUCGAACACGCUCGACUACGAGGAAUUCGUGUUAUUCCAGAGAUUGAUACGCCUGGCCAUACGCAUUCGUGGAGUAAAUCAAUGCCUGAGUUGCUGACAGUGUGUUGGGCAAACGGGCGGCCUAAUCAAGCUGUAUAUGGAGUGCAAGGUGAAAUGGAAAUCUUCAAUCCAAGUGAACCGCGUGUUUAUACAGUAAUGGAAAGGUUACUGCGAGAAGUGAAAGAAAAAUUUCCAUCGAAUUAUAUUCACCUAGGAAUGGAUGAAGUCUACGAUAAAUGCUGGUCAUCAAACCCUAAUGUUAGUGCAUGGAUGCAAGCUGUCAACAUCACGAGCACCAAAGGUCUUCAUGCUUACUAUGCAGAUCGUGUACUGAACAUAAUGCGUAAUAUUGAUUCGAUACCAAUUGUUUGGCAAGAUGUCUGGGAUGAACAAGUGGAAUUACCAACUGGUACUAUCAUUCAAGUAUGGAAAGGAGGAGCUGACAAUUCAUGGGCGUCGUAUUUGAAUAAUGCUGCUAAACAGGGAUACAAUGUUAUCCUUUCAACUCCUUGGUAUUUAAAUUAUAUAAGUUACGGCAAAUAUAAUACGAAUACAUCUGUGAUGAAUUUGGAAUUUUUUAAAUAUUAUGAAAUCGAACCGUUGAUGAAAUUUACAGGUACUGAAGAAGAGAAAAAACGUAUUCUUGGCGGUGAGGCAUGUAUAUGGGGUGAAUUCAUCGAUUCUACUAAUGUUUUAACAACCCUAUGGCCUCGAGCAUCAGCUGUCGCUGAACGAUUGUGGAGCGCUGCGACUUUGAACAAUUCUGAAGAUGCGCAAUUCCGAUUGGAUGUGCAUCGAUGCCGCCUAUUGAGACGAGGAAUACCAGCUCAACCGAUUCUGAAUGGUUAUUGUGGAAAUUAUGAAUUAGGUAUGGCCAAAUCGAUGAUCAAUGAUCCAGUAUUCAAUUAUGAUGAAUCGGUUUGGGUCGACGUGAUCAUAACGACGGCACAACCAAGUUCAACCAAAUCAACUACACCCAAUAUUGCGUCACCAAUACAUACAUUUACAUCUGUCGGUUUAUUUGUAAUAACAGAACUGCUUUUCUUGACUAUCAUCUUUUCAUAA